AUGGAGGCAAGCACCGCGCGCAUCCACCCGACGUCAUUGCGGCAACUCCUCCGCGAGCAGCCCGACCGCUUCCGUCAGCCGGAGGACGCCCAGCGGCUGUGCGCUCUGCUCCCCCGCGUCAAAGGCGGGACCAUGUAUGCCUACAGCGCUCUGAUACGAGAGCUGGUCCAGCUCAACUUCCUGCGCGAGGGCGUACAGUUCCUCAUCCGUAUGGACGCGGAGGGCGUCAAGAUGACCCCGCAGGUCUUCAACAUCGUGCUCCACGCCUACGCCAAGCAGGGCUCCAUCGAUAGCAUGAACGAUCUGGUGGACAUCAUGAAGGCGUGCGACGCGACGCCAGACCUCUACACCUACUCGACGCUGCUCAACGCCUACGCGAGGCAGGGCGACGCGGACAGCUGUCAGCGGGUGAUACAGGAGAUGCUCCAGCGCAAGAUCAAGAUGGAUGAGCACAUCAUGGGCAAUCUCAUCGAGUGCUUCUUCAAGGUGAACAAGCAAGAGAACGCCUUGCAGGUGGUCGAGGUGUUGUCCUCGCUCGGGAUCGUGCCCUCGAUCGCCACCCACAACGUCAUCAUCAACCAGUUCGUCAAGCACGGCCAGUUCGACCAGGCCUUUGCCUACUAUGCGGGCCUGCAUGCCCGGCACGGGGUCAAGCCCGACGAGCUGACCUACACGCCGCUCAUGCAGGCCAGCAUCAAGCGGGGCCGGCCCGACGAGGCCAUCGAGCUCUUCGACGCGCUCAAGCGCAGCGGGCUCCAGCCCAACGUCCAGCACUACAGUCUGCUCGUCCAGGCCCGCGCCGAGAAGAACGAGUUCGAGCGGGCCGUGGCGCAGCUAGACGAGAUGGCGGCCGGCGGGGUGGAGGUCGACGACCGGCUCUACUUUGACUACGCCAAGGCGCUCCUCGACCGCGGCCGCGUGCGCGAGAUGGCCGACGUGUGCGCGCGGAUGGAGCGCGUGGGCCAGCGGCUCGACCGCGAGACGGGCCUCCGCAUCGUGCGCUUCCUCGACCGGGUCGGGACUGAGACCGCGACCGUGCGCGACCACGUCGAGUCACUGCUCGCCCUGGUGCGUGUCCUCCACAAGCACCGGUUCGGCUACCGCCCCACCACCUUCCUCGAGCCCUACCUCGAUGAGUGCAAGAAGGAGGAGAAGCCGGAGGAGGCGGUGCAGUUCAUGCAGCGGGUGCUCAAGGCACGAGAGGAAAGCGGGGGAGAGGGAGAAGGAAAAGGAGGAGAACAAGGGGUGCCGCCAGCCACCGCCGGCACCCCCAGCUUCCGGCUGCACCCGACCUACUUCUUCGCCUUCACGUCGCAGUGUCGGAUACGACGGUUCGGCCGCACGCGGAAGCUCCUCGAACAGCUCCGCGACGCGGGGCUCUUCAAGUCUUCCACUGCUGCGAAGAAGCCACGCCAGCCGCAGCUCGACUGA
Molecule: messenger RNA, 1431 nt
Organism: Acanthamoeba castellanii str. Neff
Lineage: Eukaryota; Discosea; Longamoebia; Acanthamoebidae
Product: pentatricopeptide repeat domain/PPR repeatcontaining protein
Exons: 5
Coding region: 1-1431 (476 amino acids)
Molecular function (GO): protein binding
Source: RefSeq, a predicted model, not a curated record